AUGAAAAACAAACUUGGGCAAAAGUAUUUCGCCGAAUUUCUCAAGGGAGAAUACUCGGAUGAGAACAUACUGUUUUGGCAAGCUUGUGAAGAACUCAAACGGGAGAAGAAUGCAGAGAAGAUUGAGGAAAAAGCUCGCAUCAUCUACGAAGAUUUCAUCUCAAUACUCUCACCAAAAGAGGUCUCACUGGACUCAAGAGUUCGUGAAAUUGUCAAUACGAAUAUGUCACGACCGUCAUCAGCAACGUUUGAUGAGGCCCAAAAUCAAAUCUACACCCUGAUGCAGAGAGACUCCUAUCCGAGGUGAUU
Molecule: messenger RNA, 308 nt
Organism: Strongylus vulgaris
Lineage: Eukaryota; Metazoa; Nematoda; Chromadorea; Rhabditida; Strongylidae
Source: the annotation of a GenBank genome assembly